This is a messenger RNA of Aureococcus anophagefferens, 321 nucleotides long. RefSeq lists its product as hypothetical. The record is from RefSeq and is a predicted model, not a curated record. The annotation marks the transcript as partial. The transcript has a single exon. Lineage: Eukaryota; Pelagophyceae; Pelagomonadales; Pelagomonadaceae.
UCCUUCGCGCUGUCGCUCCGCGUGCCGACGAACUACCCGUUCCGGCCGCCGUCGGUCUACUGCCUCACGCGCGUCUGGCACCCCAACGUCUGCGUCGACGGCGGCCGCGUGUCGCACCCGCUGCUGGACCGCGACUGGAAGCCCGUGCUUUCCAUCAACACGGUCAUCUUCGGGCUCCAGCUCCUCUUCCUCGAGCCCAACCCGGAGCACGCGGCCAACGGCGCGGCGGCGCGGGCGCUGCUCGCGGACCGCAACGGCUUCGCGGCCCAGGUCCGCGAGACCAUGCGCGGCGGCACCUUCCUGGGCUACGAGUUCCCGCGC